Lagopus muta (rock ptarmigan) is the source of this 2290-nucleotide messenger RNA. RefSeq names its product LRP2 binding protein (gene LRP2BP). Lineage: Eukaryota; Metazoa; Chordata; Aves; Galliformes; Phasianidae. The transcript has 8 exons. Gene Ontology annotation, molecular function: protein binding. The record is from RefSeq and is a predicted model, not a curated record. Bases 984 to 1874 code for a protein of 296 amino acids.
GGUCGGGCAGGUUCCUUCGCGGAAGGCCUGGGACGGCUGCGUCUGUCCCUGUGCCCUUCCUUCGCCGUGUGGUGGUGUUUCCGCCUCUGUCAGUGCGCCAUCGUGCAGGCACCCGCGUCAUGCAGAGCACUCUGUUUCGUCUUCCUUUUGUUUUAGUUUGCUUACUGUCCCCUUCUUCUGGGGAAAAAAACAAAACCAAAAACGUGUGCUUAUUUCUGAGCAGGGGACGACAGCCAUGCUGCCUCGCUGGCAAGGAGAGCAGAAGAUGGAGAUCCCUGGACGUGCUUUCUAAGAGGACAGCGGUACUAUGAAGAGGAGCAAAUGCUCUUUGAGAUUUUUUCCAACAAGUGCAAGCAGGUGGAGAAACCAUAUUUCAUCAGGAAACCAAGUUUAUUCAAUAAACCUAGUGAAUCCUAUUAUAUUCUUACCCUGUCACAACGGCAGAACAUGUGAGGUCAUUGCGGAAGGCAGAAUGGGGUGAGCGAGUUGUGGGUGAGGUGAUAAGACAGACUGCAGAAUCCUUGGGCUUAUAUUGUCCUGCACAUGCCUUGUUUUUAGUAUGUAUGUUGGGGAAAAAAACAACACUGAAGACAAAAACCAAACCCAUAAAGUAGUAAAGGCAAAAGACUAAAUUUGAAGGGCGGAAGCAGUUGUUUGAACUGUAUGCCCUUCCCCUCUCCUGCAUGAGUUCCAUGUCAAGACAUUGUGGUCCACUGAAGUUCACCAUCAAGUGGAGCUCUCUUGAGUCCGGUGCAUGUUUAUUCUCAGCACGUGUUUCUCCUGCAUUUGCAUAUCACUACUUAUAUUUCGGUGUUUGGUUUUUUUGUACAUACACCUGAAAACGAUAAAACCUUCGAUGGAAGUGCUUCCAUCAUUUCCCAGUGUUCUUGUAGUUGCUAACUCACUCUCCAUUUUCUGCCACUUCAGUAGUUGCGUUUUGUUGUUCUUUUUUGUGAGUGAAAUGCUCCAGUCUGAAAAUCGGCAUGAGGAGAUCGACUGGAGAGGUAAGCUGUACUCCUCAUCUGGUGCACUGUAUCUUCAUCCUUCUUUCCCAGGGGAGGUAUGAAGAAGCAUUCGUACAAUUUGAAAAAAACAAGGACACAGAUUUUCAGGCACUGUAUCAGCUUGGUGUAAUGCAUUACGAUGGACUAGGCACUAAUAAGGACCCUGAAAAGGGAGUGGAAUACAUGAAGAAAAUACUCUACUCUGAUUCCCCAGAUGCAAGACACUUAAGGUUUGCAGCUGCGUACAAUCUUGGCAGAGCACAUUAUGAAGGAUAUGGUGUUAAGCAUUCAACUGAAGAGGCUGAAAGGUUGUGGCUUAUUGCUGCAGACCAUGGGAAUCCAAAAGCAAGCGUGAAGGCCCAGAGUACUUUAGGAAUGCUUUAUUCCAUGCCAGAUCUAAAGGAUCUGAAGAAGGCCUUUUUCUGGCACUCAGAAGCAUGUGGCAACGGAAGCCUGGAAUCACAGGGUGCACUUGGUGUUAUGUAUCUCUAUGGACAAGGUAUACGUCGGAACAGUAAGGCUGCUCUGAAGUGCUUGAAAGCAGCAGCAGAAAGAGGAAACAUCUAUGCUCAAGGCCACCUUGUGGAAUAUUAUUACAGUAGAAGAUUCUUCUCAACAGCUGCUGCCAUAGCCAAAAGGACUACAGAAAAUGACAACAUCGAGAUGCUAGCAACGAUGACUGAUUGUCUCCCUGCAUAUGCAGCCAAAGGGGUUGCUAUAGCUGCCUUCUACCUGGCUAGGUGCCUCCAUCUUGGCCGAGGCACAGAGAAAGAUGAAGCUGCUGCUAAAAAAUACUAUUCUAAGGCUUGCCUUCUGGAUCCCGAUGUUGCUUCUGAGCUUGAACUGAAAGCUAAUCUUGGAAGAAUUUAAGUGUUUCCUUCAGUUCUGGCAGAACAUCACAGGUAACAGCAGCAUACAAGGUCCUUCUGCUCAUCUUCCAUGCAACUGCUCUUCUGAAAGCCUCGGAUUCUCCAAGCAAUGCAGUGAGUGUCUGCUGCUUCUCAGCUAUAAUAAAUCAGUGCGUAACUUAUGGGCGGCUCGGAUGUGUGGAGAUUCUCAUAGGCAAAAGCAGUACUGUAUUUUAAACAGCUUUUUGUUUCUCAGAAUGAUUCGGAUGAUGAAGUGAGUAUGUUUUUUCUGACUUUGCUCAAGAACAAAAAAAGUUACUUGCAGAGAUUAGUACCAUACUACCAUUAUGUGUGCAAAACCACACACCCUGGGCUUUAACUCUGAGUGGAAUUCAACAAUUAAGAAGAUUCUAAAACUAAAAGCCCACUUCUCUGGUU